Molecule: messenger RNA, 1448 nt
Organism: Erythranthe guttata (spotted monkey flower)
Lineage: Eukaryota; Viridiplantae; Streptophyta; Magnoliopsida; Lamiales; Phrymaceae
Source: RefSeq, a predicted model, not a curated record
GGGCCUGUUAGGUACGAUAUUUAUUACUUGGACUUCCGCACGUACUGCAAUUCGGAGGCCCACAGAAAAUUGGAAUGCUACCGUCGAAACUAGCUGCACUCGCACACCGCCGUAGCAUAACCGCACCAUCUCUCCAUCAAACACCAUGGCCGCCGCCGUCUGAGCACGCGCCUCUAUCUUUGAUGGCGGACAAAUGCAAAUCAAUGAAACAGCUCAAGCAAAUCCACGCCCAAAUGAUCAUCACCGACCGCAUUGGCGACACCUUCGCCGCCAGCCGCUUGCUCAACUUCUGCGCUCUCUCCGCUUCUGGGGACCUUAAUUACGCUCUCAAAUUGUUUCACCGUACCCACGUGCCCAAUAUGUUCAUGUGGAACACUGUAAUUAGAGCACAAGCUAGUUCUCUGAAUCCUCUCGCCGGUUUGCUUCUUUAUGUUGAAAUGCGUAGGCGUGGCGUCACACCUGGGAAACAUACAUUUCCCUUUGUGCUCAAGGCUUGUUCGAAUGCGAAGUCGGUUAGAUGUUGCGAACAAGUUCACGCGCACGUUUUGAAAUUUGGGUUGGAUUUUGAUUUGCAUGUUGCGAAUGGCUUGGUGAGGGGGUACUCUGUAUCGGGUGGGAUUAAGGAUGCCCGGAAGGUGUUCGAUGAAUUGGGUGAGAGGAAUUUGAGUAUCUGGACUACGAUCAUAUGUGGGUAUGCCCAGAACGAUUCUUCCGAGGAAGCAAUCGCGUUGUUCGAUGGAAUGGUCUCUGAUGGCUUCGAACCAAAUGCAGUCGUUUUGUCUUCUGUCUUGUCGGCGUGUGCACAGUCGGCAUGCUUGGAAUUGGGACAGCAAAUUCAUAUGUAUAUCGAGGAGAAAGGGAUAGAAUUAAGUGUGAUUCUUGGAACUGCAUUGGUUAAUAUGUACACGAAGAACGGAUCUUUGAUUAAAGCAAAACAAUGCUUUGAUAGAUUGAAAGAGAAAAAUAUUGCAACUUGGAACACAAUGAUUUGUGGGCUGGCAGUUCACGGCCAUGCCGAAGAAGCCCUCGUUUUUUUCCGGAAGCUUCAUACAGAAAAAGUAACGCCAAACGAUAUUACUCUUCUCGGUGUUUUAUCCGCGUGCUGCCAUGCUGGAUUGUUGGAUUAUGGUAGUGAAAUUUUUCACUCGAUGAAAAGGAAUUACGGUAUCGAACCCAAUAUAAAGCAUUACAGUUGCAUGGUGGACCUGCUUGGAAGGGGGGGCCGGAUUUUAGAGGCUGAAGAACUUAUUAAAGGAAUGAUUUGGAAACCCGAUGUAGCGAUUUGGGGAGCAUUAUUGAGUGCUUGUAAAGAGUGCGGGAAUAUCGAAGUUGCUGAGCGAGUGAGGCUGGAAGAUGGGAAGAUGUGAUGAACCGAAGAAAAGGGAUGAAGGAAGGGUGUUUGAAAAAAACAGCUGGAUGGAGCUUGGUGGAUGGUGAUGGCUGACACA